Molecule: messenger RNA, 2224 nt
Organism: Drosophila busckii
Lineage: Eukaryota; Metazoa; Arthropoda; Insecta; Diptera; Drosophilidae
Product: sodium/potassium/calcium exchanger Nckx30C
Exons: 8
Coding region: 30-2096 (688 amino acids)
Biological process (GO): intracellular calcium ion homeostasis; calcium ion transmembrane transport
Cellular component (GO): membrane
Molecular function (GO): calcium channel activity; calcium, potassium:sodium antiporter activity
Source: RefSeq, a predicted model, not a curated record
ACGCCCAUUCGUUAGCCGGGCGUGGCCUAAUGCUUUAUUGCAUGCUGCUUUUGCUGCUACUCUGCAGCGUCCAAGCGCACAAGCCCAAAACUGUCAAGCAGCAGCAACAACAACAACAGCAGCAGCAACAGCAGCAACAUCAGCCGUCGCACAAUAAUGUUGUUACCGUAAACGAUAUGGGCGGUGCGACUAACUAUCAAGGCAAACAACUAACGCAGCACACAUCAAACGAGGACGAAGCGGAGCUGCUGUAUCCUUACAAGUCCGAGGAGCAAAUGUUUGAUGCCAUCGAGGAGGAGCUGGGCGGCGAGCUGCAUGCUGAGGAUAAUGCGCCCAAUCAACAUGGUAUCAAUGAAACGCAGUCCGACAAUUCAAACACCACGAAAACGCCAUUAUUUCCAAAAGAUCUUUUCACGAAAGAACAGCUCGAGAAUGGCGCUGUCAUCCUGCACAUCAUAGGUGUAAUAUAUAUGUUUGUAGCGCUGGCGAUUGUCUGCGAUGAAUUUUUCGUGCCUUCCCUUGACGUAAUCAUUGAAAAGCUCGGCAUCACUGACGAUGUGGCUGGCGCAACGUUCAUGGCUGCGGGUGGCAGUGCCCCGGAGCUUUUCACAAGUGUCAUUGGCGUUUUCGUGUCGUUCGAUGAUGUUGGCAUUGGUACGAUCGUUGGCUCCGCCGUCUUCAAUAUACUCUUCGUGAUUGGCAUGUGUGCGCUUUUCUCACGCACUGUAUUAUCCCUAACCUGGUGGCCGCUAUUUCGCGAUUGCUCAUUCUAUAGCAUCAGUCUGCUGGUGUUGAUCUACUUUUUUCGCGACAAUCGCAUCUUUUGGUGGGAGGCGCUCAUACUGUUUACCAUCUACAUUGCCUAUGUGACAUUUAUGAAGUGGAACGUUCAGGUGGAGCAUUGCGUCAAGAAGAUGAUUACCAAAAACAAGGUGACUCGCGUCAGAAGUACAGAUCAACUUAUGCCAGCAGGUAAUGCGGCGAACUCAUCUGAAACAUCGAUGGCCACUCAGCCGGGCGGUUCGGUGACAUCCCGAGCGGCGAGCGAAACACGCUCGGGUCCGGCCGGUUGCAGCAAUGCGGGCGCUACAGGUAAUAGCAGUGGUGGGACCGCUGGUAGUACUCAGACCGGUGCAAAAUUCCGUCAUGGCCUAUUACAGCUAAUGAUACAUACGAUAGAUCCACUACACGAUGAUGAUGUUCCAGGCAAAGUGGACGAGAAGGCGACACAGCUGCAUGCGAUUGCCUCGCUUAAGGUACUGCUGGAUGCUACGAAGCCGCAACGAGGUGGCGCCACCACCUCGGCGGCCAAUCACGUCAAGAUCAAUCUAAAGGAAACCACAUUGGCCGAUCGUCCCAAUGGAAAUAUCGAUACGACGCUCGAUUCGCCAUCCUUAAGUGGUCGACGUCCUAGCUGGAUUGAGCAGAGGGUCAAAAUUCAGACACGCAAAUUUAGCAUCAAAGCGCCUGAAAUCGAGGACGAACCGGAGCCCCUUAGCAUGGCCUGGCCGGAUACGGCGCGCAAGCGACUCACCUAUGUCCUGGUCGCUCCGCUGCUGGUCCCAAUGUGGUUAACAUUGCCCGAUACGCGCACACCGCGUGGCAAACGCUACUUUCCGGUCACCUUCAUAGGCUCCAUUGUUUGGAUAGCUGCCUUCUCCUAUCUGAUGGUCUGGUGGGCCAACGUGGCUGGUGAUACUGCCCGCAUACCCCCAGAGGUUAUGGGACUGACCUUCCUGGCAGCAGGAACCUCCAUACCUGAUUUGAUAACAUCGGUGAUUGUGGCGCGCAAAGGCUUUGGCGACAUGGCCGUGUCCAGUUCGGUGGGCAGCAAUAUAUUCGACGUGACUGUGGGCUUGCCCAUACCUUGGCUACUGUAUGGCCUAAUCUACGAUGCGCCCGUUGAGGUGAACUCGGUGGGCAUGGUCUGUUCCAUUACCAUCUUGUUUAUGAUGCUCGUAUUCGUGGUGCUGUCGAUUGCCUGCUUCCGUUGGCGCAUGAACAAGGGUUUGGGCUUUACCAUGUUUCUGUUAUACUUUGUCUUUGUUGCUGUUUCGCUGAUGUUCGAAUAUGAUUUGAUCACCUGCCCAUUUUAAGGUGUGGCUGCCAAACGUCCAGCAAAGACAAAAUGAACCGAAAAGAUCACAGCGCAGUCAAGUAGCUAAAUCUAAAUAUAUAUAUAUACACACGAAGAGUAAACAAAUUAAAGCAUUAUUAAUAAAUU